AUGCCCAGGUAUGAUCAAUUUGACUUUCUGUCUGUUAAACCGGAUAUUGACUGUAGCAGAGAAAUCAUCACAAUUCAAGCCGGCCAAUGCGGCAAUAACGUCGGCAGUCAAUUCUGGCAGCAACUCUGUCUCGAACAUGGAAUAAAUCAAGACGGUAAUUUGGAGGAGUUUGCGACUGAGGGCGGAGAUCGGAAGGAUGUUUUUUUCUAUCAGAGUGACGAUACGAGAUAUAUCCCCCGAGCUAUUUUGCUUGACCUCGAACCUAGGGUGAUAAACGCCAUUCAAACUGGACCGUAUCGAAACAUCUACAACCCCGAAAACUUCUUUAUAGACCCUCAAGGCAGUGGCGCCGGAAACAACUGGGCUGCAGGUUACGCGCAAGGCGAACAUGUUCACGAGGAGAUUUUCGAUAUGAUUGACCGGGAGGCUGAUGGGAGCGAUUCGUUGGAGGGCUUCAUGCUGCUACAUUCCAUAGCUGGAGGUACAGGCUCCGGCUUGGGAAGUUACAUGCUCGAACGGAUGAACGACCGAUUCCCUAAGAAACUGAUUCACACAUACUCAGUAUUUCCAGAUGGGCAAGCGGCAGAUGUUGUUGUCAAUCCUUAUAACAGUCUCUUGACAAUGCGACGAUUGACACAAGAUGCCGACUCGGUUGUUGUCCUGGAUAAUGGUGCAUUGUCGAGAAUUGUUGCCGAUAGAAUGCAUGUGCAGGAGCCAUCUUUUCAACAAACGAAUCAAUUAGUUUCAACCGUCAUGUCGGCGUCAACCACCACACUCCGCUACCCAGGCUACAUGCACAACGAUCUCGUCGGCAUCAUCGCAUCACUCAUCCCCACACCCCGAGCCCAUUUCCUCGUCACGUCCUACACACCCUUCACAAGCGACAACAUCGAACAAGCAAAGACGGUCCGCAAAACAACAGUCCUAGACGUCAUGCGCCGACUCCUCCAACCCAAAAACCGUAUGGUGUCCGUCACACCCAGCAAAUCAAGCUGCUACAUCAGUAUCUUGAACAUCAUCCAAGGCGAAGCCGAUCCCACCGACGUCCACAAAUCAUUACUCCGAAUCCGUGAACGACGACUUGCCUCGUUCAUCCCCUGGGGUCCAGCAAGUAUCCAAGUUGCCCUAACCAAGAAAUCGCCGUAUAUCCAACACACGCAUCGCGUCAGUGGACUGAUGCUUGCCAACCACACUUCAGUCGCGACGCUCUUCAAACGAAUUGUGCAACAGUACGACAGACUGCGAAAACGAAAUGCGUUUUUGGACCAGUACAAAAAGGAAGCACCCUUUGCAGAAGGGUUGGGUGAGUUUGAUGAGGCAAAGGCAGUGGUUGUGGAUUUGAUUAAGGAGUAUGAGGCGGCGGAGAAGGAGAAUUAUUUGAAUCCGGAUGCUGGGCAGAAGGAGGUUGCUGCAUGA
This is a messenger RNA of Talaromyces stipitatus ATCC 10500, 1416 nucleotides long. RefSeq names its product gamma tubulin MipA, putative. Bases 1 to 1416 code for a protein of 471 amino acids. The transcript has 6 exons. Gene Ontology annotation, molecular function: GTP binding; structural constituent of cytoskeleton. Gene Ontology annotation, cellular component: spindle; microtubule; centrosome. The record is from RefSeq and is a predicted model, not a curated record. Gene Ontology annotation, biological process: microtubule nucleation; meiotic spindle organization; cytoplasmic microtubule organization. NCBI's taxonomy places the organism in Eukaryota, Fungi, Ascomycota, Eurotiomycetes, Eurotiales, Trichocomaceae.